GAUACUGGCGCGGUGAUGCGCCUGAUGCGCAAGGCACUCCCAUCCGAGACCAGGGUUUUGAGGAGUACAUGCGUUUGCUCGCCAAGGAUGAUGACAUUCGGGUUUUCCAGGGCACUGCUAAGGGCACCCCAACUUGCUUAUGGUACGAGGCUCGGCAUUACCAGGCUUUGAUUGGCACUGCUCCUCCCGAUGAGCUCAAGAAGGUGGAAUCCUUCGCGGGUGCGCAAUGCGCCUUCUACGCUUGGGGGAAGCGCCCUGCUGAGGAUGAGCCCGCUGAUUCUGUGCAAGGUGGAGGUGAUGAGAGGCCUGCAGCUCUCCGCCAGCGACGUUUUCGUGAGAACGUCUUGGUCGCUGCAGGGGGAGUUCCCGCCUUUAGAUGUGAGCCUUGCUCCUUCGUCAUGUUGCUUCUGUCCGGAGCCACCAUUGCCAGCGAUAUCAUGGUGGACGUAGAUGCCCUGGGCCCCUUCGGUCUAAUGUCGCUGCCUUUCGUAGGCUCUCUCGGAGAGAAAUUGCUGAAGAGCAGUACCGUUGGAAGUGUCCUUUGUGUGCCUUCGGCUUGCCCACUGCUGGUGAGGAGAUUGUCAGCAAGCAUGCUCAGGCCCUCGCGGUUGCCGCCCAUCGACGUGAGCGUCAUCAUGAUGUUUCUGACGUUGCUUAUCGCAAUGCUGGCAUGGCCCACGCGCAUCGUCGGCAAAGCUACGUUCGGAGAAGGGCGGCUCGUGUUGCCAACAGGCUUGUUGUUCAGGACCGUGGCCAGCGUGUCUUGUUUCGGCUUGCUUUCAGCUGAUGCUUGCGGGACCCGUACUCUCAAGUCCAACUUUGGCAUCCUCAAGCAAAAGCGCUGCCUUGUUGCGGAGCAAACCGGUGCAGUCAUGACGGCCACCUUUGCAACCAUGAACGUGGGUCGGGCCCUCGCUACUAAGGUGGACGCUACUGCUACCAUCUUCGCGAGGAUUGAUGCAUACAUUAUGGCUUUGCAAGAUGUCGAUGUGAAUGUUGAUUCGGCGCCUUCCGUGACGGCUGCCUUCCGCAAGCAUGGCAUUUACUGUUACUUUGGGGCACCUGAUGCUCGCGGUCACCGCGCCACUUUGCUUACUCGAGCCCAAGGUCGUGCUGUGGUUUUGAAGGGUGCUCAGGGCCCUCGCAAAAUCCUGGUGGCGGCUACUUAUGGUCAUGCCUCUGACCCCACCUCGGCCACUGAGCAUGCCUUCCAGAUGACUAUCGAGCUCGCCCGAUCCGGUUACGAGUGGGUCCUUGUGGGCGACUUCAAUGUGGAUGUUGAG
This is a messenger RNA of Symbiodinium necroappetens, 1283 nucleotides long. Lineage: Eukaryota; Dinophyceae; Suessiales; Symbiodiniaceae. The record is from the annotation of a GenBank genome assembly.